CUGUGUCCAAGUAAACGCAACUUUCUUCUCUUGCAUGGUCCCUCCACCCACAAAUGCCUUCUGCCUUUAUGUAGCGAGAAACUAAACUCAGUGAAGAACAAAUUUGAUGGAAAAAACUAUGAGCCUCUUGAUUCUUACCCUCACCCUACAACUUUUGUUGAUCUUUGAUUCUGCUUUCAGCUCCUGUCAGAACAAAUGUGGAGGAAUCAAGAUUCCGCCCCCAUUUGGAAUCGGGGUGGGUUGUUAUCUCAACAAAUGGUACGAAAUUCAAUGUAUUAGUAAUACUGCUUUCAUUGCCGUACUUGGCAAGGAAGUUGUGAAUAUCUCCUUUCCGAGUGAAGACACUAGCCAAAGUCAAGGUUUUUGGUCAUAUGGAUCAGUUCGCAUAAAAAACCCAAUAACUUCGAAAGGAUGUUCCAGCGACGGCAAACAAGAAGCAGACGGAUCACUUUUGAAUCUGAUGGGUAGCCCUUUUUACGUCAGCUACAAGAAUACCCUUGUAGCGGUUGGUUGCAACAUCACGGCAUCGUUGACAACUGCUGAGCCAAGCACGGUGGGAUGCAGCUCGAGUUGCAGCACAAUACAGCCUUCGCCUACACAUAACUAUCUCGCGUUUGUUAGUUGUGUAACAAAGAAGUCCAACAAAGGCAUUUACUCCCCUAUGUGUGAUGCAACAAGCAUUAGGGAGAAAAGAAUCUGCAAUGGUGUUGGAUGCUGCCAGGUAAGUAUACCGGACGAGCUUCAACAGAUUGCUGGUGUGAGCAUAGAAGAAAAUACCACCAUUUCGAAAGGAGGGUGCAAAGUCGCCUUCUUAACGGACGAGGAAUACUCUUUCAACCACAUAUCUGAUCCGAAAUGGCUUCAUGCUAAACGAUAUGCUACCGUUGAGCUAGGAUGGUUCAUCCAUACAACCAAUGCUUCCUUCAUAGAUUCCUUGGAGUUGACGUGCGACCAAAUGACAGGAGACGAUACUUUUGAAUACAAUGCAACUUGUGCAUGCGAGUAUUUUGCUAAUUCGAGCUAUGCAAGUUGUGCGUGCAAUCGGGGCUAUAGAGGCAACCCAUAUGCUCCUGGCGGAUGCAAAGAUAUUGAUGAAUGCCUAGAAAACAAAACUAUUGAUGGUAGUGUGCCCUGUUUGGAAUAUCCGGGAUACAUUUGUGUAAAUAUUCCAGGAGGCCAUGAUUGCGUGCUUGCGAAGACUAAGCCAAUUGCUUUAGGGAUUGGAGUAAGCUUCGGUUCAUUGGUCUUAGCUAUUGCAUUGUACUGGUUAUACAAGUUUAUUAAAAGACAAAAGAAGAUCAACCGUAAAAAGAAGUUUUUCAAGCGCAAUGGAGGUCUACUGUUGCAACAACAAUUGGUUUCAACAGAAGGCAAUGUCGAGAAAACAAAACUCAUCACCGGAGCAAAACCAAUCUCUUUCUUGCGGUCUCAAGAGAAUAGAGCAUUGGCAACUUAUUUCAUUCUUGCAAUGAAAGAGAACAAACUCGAAGAAAUCAUUGAUGCUCGAAUCAGAAAGGGGUGCAAGUUGGAGCAAGUUACCGCGACAGCAAAACUCGCUAGGAAAUGUCUGAAUCUUAAAGGGAGAAAACGGCCAAGCAUGAGACAAGUGUCCAUAGAAUUGGAGAGGAUUCGUUCAUCGGGUGGAGAUUCACAGCUACAAGUCAUUGACGAAAGCGAUGAAGAGGAAGAAACCGUGGAAGUGAACAUUGGAGUUGAAUCGUGGAACAACGUGGCUGUUACCGACAAUGUUGCAACUUCAUUCUUAGAUGUUGAACCCUUGUUUCCUCGUCAAACAUGGAUGAACGGGAACCUACGGUACGAGGUUGCGAUGAACUUCAUCAUUAUAAUCCUCAACGUUGCAGUGACGUUGUAUAUGACUAUGAGAAGCCACAAGAUUCCACUAGAUGAAAACGUUGUAGGACCUGUGCUUUGUUUCGGUAUUUUCGGCGUGGGUGUC
This is a messenger RNA of Thlaspi arvense, 1957 nucleotides long. NCBI's taxonomy places the organism in Eukaryota, Viridiplantae, Streptophyta, Magnoliopsida, Brassicales, Brassicaceae. The record is from the annotation of a GenBank genome assembly.